Penicillium taxi is the source of this 945-nucleotide messenger RNA. RefSeq lists its product as uncharacterized. Lineage: Eukaryota; Fungi; Ascomycota; Eurotiomycetes; Eurotiales; Aspergillaceae. The record is from RefSeq and is a predicted model, not a curated record. The transcript is spliced from 5 exons. Bases 1 to 945 code for a protein of 314 amino acids.
AUGGAUGUCGGAGCCCUAAAGUCACUAUUCUCUGAGUUAUGUACGUUUGAAGAAAAGAAGAAGGUCUUGGUCGAGGACGCUUUUCGAAUCAUUGAAUCGCAGGAGGAGCGAAUCAAACACCUUGAGUUUGAACUUGAGAGCGAGAAGAGUUCUCGACGCACAUUCCAGGUGGAAAACGUCGAAGCUAAAGCAGAAAAUAGAAAUCCCUUCAUAGUUGUGCUAGUUGAUGGCGAUGGCGCCAAGUUCCUGGACACUUUGCUACAGAGUCCAGAAGGCGCUGUUGAAGCCUCCAAGAGGCUUACAAAGGCAGUAAGAGAUUUUUUGCGGGACAGUCCAUAUAGCAGCGAGGACGUACCCAUCCUUGUUCGAAUAUAUGCAAAUCUGAAUGAUCUGGCGAGGGCAUUGCAUAAGAAUAAAGUAAUAUCGUCCGAAAAGGAUUUGCAUCGAUUUGCAGAACUAUUCACCAACAGUCGUGCUGAGUUUGAAUUUAUCAAUGUUGGUCCGGGCAAAGAGAACGCAGAUUCUAAAAUGAACAGCUACAUACACCAGCUCCGUGAUUUUAUCGGAGAUAGUGAGGGUGAAAAGCGGAUUAUUCUCGUCGAGACGACCCCUGCAGGGGCACAGUUUAAGACCCUAGGAUUUGAAAUCACCUGUUUUAAUGACGUGUUCCGUUGUGAGCAUCUUCCAAGUGAACAGGAACCCAGUCGUCUUGGCUUCCAAAGACCUUCGGUGACUACCGCCGAUGAAACAAACGGCACAUCCUCGUUGUUUCGGGAUUCACGUGCAAAUUCCAAUGGAGAAUUAUCUCAAGCGACAACGCUCAAUAGCCCUGCACUUGCUACGCCCUUGAUCCAGGGAUCAGUGAUAGAUCCUGAUGUUGAUAUCUCGGGAAAUGGUGGAAUUUCUAAGCGAGACCAAAGAAACGAAAAUAAUCGAAUACAAUAG